GAGCAUGGUGUGAAAGGGGGCACAACCAUUGAAUAUACAUAUACACAUAAGCAUUGUUUUACAUAUUAUUUAUAUAAUAUGUAUGUAUAUAAAGUCUGUGCCUACCUUUUAUUCUUGUCCGGCCAGUCCACUUGAGUCUCUCCCAGGAUGUGGAGUAUGGCUCAAUUUGCUUCUAAUGAUGAAAUAGAGCCACCGAGAAUUGAGCAGGCAGAGAUAGCAACCCAUUUGAGAUCACCUUUCCAGUACCAGACCUCUAGUUCCAGAGCCAGUUCAGAGUUUUUUUCUAUAAAGGAUGACCUUGACGAUGACUAUGCCACAAAGUGGGCUGAACUUGAUAGACUACCUACAUUUGUUCAGUUGAGAUCAUCUUUGUUAGAAGAAAAUAAAGUAUCCAAAAGGGUAAUUGAGGUUACUAAGACCGCUUCUCUAGAGAGACAUGUGUUUGUUGAAAAGCUCAUCAAACACAUCGAGAAUGACAACCUUCAACUGUUACAGAAAAUGAGAAAAAGGAUAGAUAAAGUUGGUGUAGAAUUGCCGAGAGUGGUAGUGAGAUAUAACAAUCUUCGGGUGGAAGCAGAGUGUGAGGUGGUUCAUGGCAAGCCGCUCCCAACUCUAUGGAAUUCACUCAAAAGCAUUUUUUUUGACUGCACCAAGGUACUUGGUUUGAAGCCACAAAAGGCCAAGAUAAACAUCAUUGAUGAUUUCAGUGGUAUCAUUAAGCCUGGAAGGAUGACUUUGCUGCUCGGUCCUCCAGGAUGUGGGAAAACUACUUUAUUGAAAGCACUUUCUGGCAAUCUAGACAAAUCUCUCAAGGUUUCAGGGGAAGUUCUUUACAAUGGUUACAAACUGGAAGAUUGCAUUCCCCAGAAAACUUCUGCUUAUAUAAGCCAAAAUGACCUACACAUGCCUGAAAUGACUGUUAGGGAAGCACUUGAUUUUUCAGCUCGCUUCCAGGGGGUUGGAACCCUAGCAGAGAUCAAGGCUGAGGUCAGCAAAAGGGAGGAAGAGGCACGAGUUGUUCCAGAUCCAGAUAUAGAUACGUACAUGAAGGAAAUUUCCAUUGAAGGACAAAAGACUACCCUCCAGACUGACUACAUUUUGAAGAUUUUAGGACUUGAUAUUUGUGCUGACACACUGGUUGGUGAUGCCAUGAGGAGAGGUGUCUCCGGCGGACAAAAGAAAAGAUUGACUACAGGGGAGAUGAUUAUAGGUCCUACAAAAGCUCUUUUUAUGGAUGAAAUAUCAAAUGGCUUAGACAGUUCCACCACAUAUCAAGUUAUUGUUUGUCUUCAACAGCUAGCACAUAUCACUGAUGCUACUAUACUUGUGGGACUUCUUCAACCAGCACCGGAAACCUUUGAUCUCUUUGAUGACAUUAUCUUGAUGGCAGAAGGGAAGAUUGUGUAUCAUGGACCUUGUAGUCACGUUCUGGAAUUUUUUGAGGAUUGUGGGUUUAGAUGUCCUGAAAGGAAAGGGGUAGCUGACUUCCUCCAAGAGGUUAUCUCAAGAAAAGAUCAAGCACAGUUCUGGCACCAAGCUGAACAGCCGUACAGUUACAUCUCCGUUGAUAUGUUUUCCAAGAAAUUCAAGGAAUCUACUUAUGGGAAGAAGCUAGAUAAUGAGCUAUCACUGCCAUUUAUGAAGUCUCAACAUAAGAGUGCAAUUUCUUUUAGCCCAUAUUCUCUUUCUAAAUGGGAACUGUUUAAAGCUUGCAUGUCAAGGGAAUAUCUACUCAUGAGGAGAAAUUAUUUUCUUUAUGUAUUCAAAUCAACUCAGCUUCUUGUCACAGCAUCUAUCACAGCGACUAUAUUCUUGAGAAGGCGGACGCGUAGUGAAGUCAAUCAAAUAAACAUUUAUUUGGGUGGUUUGUUCCUAGCUACCAUCAUGAUUUUUUUCGACGGACUUCCGGAGUUGUCCUUGACUGUUGCAAGACUUGCUGUCUUCUACAAGCAGAGAGACUUGUGCUUCUAUCCAGCCUGGUCUUACGCAAUCUCAUCCACCAUUCUCAAGGUCCCUAUUUCACUGUUGCAAGCUCUAAUUUGGACUUCUCUAACUUACUAUGCCAUAGGAUACAGUCCUGAACCCGGGAGGUUCUUUCGACACCUCAUUCUACUAUUUGCUCUGCACCUUGUUGCAACUUCCCUGUUUCGUUUCUUGGCAUCUGUCUUUCGCACCAUGGUUGCUUCUUCAACUAGUGGAUUUUUGACGGUGCUAUUCUUCUUGUUAUUUGGUGGCUUCGUUCUCCCAAAACCCUUUAUCCCAACUUGGUUGAAGUGGGGAUUUUGGGUAUCUCCCUUCACUUAUGGUCAGAUAGGCCUUACUAUAAAUGAAUUUCUGGCUCCAAGGUGGCAAAAGACAUUGGCAGGGAAUACGACGAUAGGGAAUGAAACACUUGAAACCCGAGGACUUUACUUUAGUGAACACUUCUUCUGGAUAUCAGUUGGUGCCUUAAUUGGGUUUGCAGUGCUUUUCAAUAUUGGGUUUAUCUUGGCCUUAACCUUUUUAAACCCUCCUCGGUCUCGUGCCAUUAUUUCCAAUGAAAAGCUAUCCCAAAUACAAGGAAGCCAAGAUUCCUCCAAUGUUGCUGGUAAAGCAGCGCAGUCGAAAAGUUAUCAGAACACUACAUCAAAACCUCAAAAAGAUCAGCUUGUUUUACCGUUUAAGCCCCUUUGUUUGACAUUUAAAGAUGUGCAAUACUCGGUUGAAGCUCAAUUGAAAAACCUCCAACUUCUUUGUGAUAUUACGGGUGCAUUAAAGCCUGGUGUUCUUACAGCAUUGAUGGGCGUCAGUGGAGCUGGUAAAACAACUCUUCUGGAUGUUCUUGCCGGAAGAAAAACUAGUGGUACUGUUGAAGGAGAUAUCCGAAUAGGAGGGCAUCCAAAGGUUCAUGACACGUUUGCUAGGGUUUCGGGUUACUGUGAGCAAACAGACAUUCAUUCCCCACACAUUACAAUAGAAGAAUCAGUGGUUUAUUCUGCUUGGUUGCGUCUGCAUCCUGAAAUCGAUUCGAAAACUAAGUUUAUAUUUGUGAGAGAAGUCCUUGAGAUCAUUGAGCUUGAUGAAAUAAGGGAUUGCUUGGUUGGAAUGCCUGGCGUUAGUGGUUUAUCGACUGAACAACGAAAGAGGCUUACAAUAGCAGUGGAGCUUGUUGCUAACCCCUCUAUUAUUUUCAUGGAUGAACCUACAACUGGAUUGGAUGCGAGAGCCGCUGCAAUUGUUAUGAGGGCCGUAAAGAAUGUGGCUGAUACGGGAAGAACAAUUGUUUGCACCAUUCACCAACCGAGUAUUGAUAUAUUUGAAGCAUUUGAUGAGUUAGUCCUAUUGAAAAUUGGCGGGCGUGUUAUCUACUCUGGACCACUAGGUCAACAUUCAAGCAGUGUCAUCAAAUAUUUUGAAGAUGUCUCUGGGGUUCCCAAGAUCAGGAAUAAUUACAAUCCAGCGACAUGGAUGUUAGAGGUCACUUCGACAUCGGCAGAAGCCGAACUUGGCAUCGAUUUCGCCCAAGUUUAUAAGAAUUCCGUCUUGUAUAAGAACAAUAGAGCACUUGUAAAUUCUCUGAGUAUUCCUCCCGAUUCGAAAGAGCUACAUUUUGCAACCCGUUUCUCACAAGAUGGUUGGGGACAAUUCAAAUCCUGUCUGUGGAAACAACACUUGUCUUAUUGGCGAAAUCCUUCCUACACAUUGAUGCGCAGCAUAUAUUCGCUAAUCUCGUCUUUGCUUUUUGGAAUUCUAUUUUGGAAUCAAGGGACGAAAAUAGAUAACCAGCUGAGACUUUCGAAUGUCCUUGCGGCAAUAGCCACUGUUUCAUUCUUCACAGGCGUAAACAACUGUUCAUCAGUUUUACUGUAUGUCUCAACGGAACGAUCUGUUUUGUAUCGGGAAAGGUAUGCAGGAAUGUACGGCUCAUGGGCUUAUGCACUUGCUCAGGUCAUGAUUGAGGUUCCCUAUCUCUUGGGCCAAACAAUGAUAUUUGUGAUCAUCACAUAUCCCAUGAUUGGGUUUUAUUGGUCUGCCUUCAAGGUUUUAUGGUACUUCUAUGCCAUAUUUUGCACAUUGACGUACUACACUUUCCUUGGAAUGCUGCUUAUUGCAAUGACACCGAGCUUUCCAAUAGCGGCGGUUUUGCAGUCACCGUUCUAUACCUUAUUUAACCUGUUCGCUGGGUUUUUUAUUACUGAACCGCAAAUUCCUAAGUGGUGGACCUGGAUGUAUUAUCUAGCACCUACAUCUUGGACCCUAAAGGGUGUACUUACUUCUCAAUAUGGAGAUAGACAAGAGAAGCUUGUGGUGUUUGGUGAAACUCAAACUGUCAAAGUCUUUUUAAGGAGUUACUUCGGAUAUAACCAUGAUCAACUGGUCAUUGUGGGCGUUGCUCUCAUUGCUUACCCUGUUGUCUUUGCUCUUCUAUUUGCAUACUGCAUACAGAAAUUGAACUACCAGAAGAGAUGAAUGUUAUGUGUACUUCCAAGUGAAUUGAUUUUCAUUGUAAUCACUCCAUGACUUUAAGUUGCUAUGUUAUGUACUGGAGUUUAUGUUAAGUUGAUAUUUUGUUGUA
Molecule: messenger RNA, 4555 nt
Organism: Rhododendron vialii
Lineage: Eukaryota; Viridiplantae; Streptophyta; Magnoliopsida; Ericales; Ericaceae
Product: pleiotropic drug resistance protein 3-like
Exons: 24
Coding region: 148-4449 (1433 amino acids)
Cellular component (GO): membrane
Molecular function (GO): ATP binding; ATP hydrolysis activity; ABC-type transporter activity
Source: RefSeq, a predicted model, not a curated record